GUGGCAGUCUUUCUUCUUCUUUCAGCUUCCCUUUAUUCGUCUCUUGCGGUCACUCACUAUUCUAUUCCGGAGGAAAUGGAUGAAGGAUCUGUGGUCGCUAACUUAGCUAAUGAUCUAGGACUUGAUGUGAAAACGCUAAGUAAACGAAAAAUGCGGCUAGAUAUAAUCUCCAAUAAAAAAUAUCUCGAAGUAAACAAAGAUACGGGAGAGCUCUACAUUUUGGAAAAGAUGGACAGAGAAUAUCUCUGCAGUUCUAAAACAGCUACAACAUGUUUCAUAAAAAUGGAGAUCACGCUUGAAAACCCAGUGCGGAUAUUCAACAUUGAAAUAGAAAUUACUGAUAUUAAUGACAACUCGCCUCAGUUUCGCAGGGAUACGAUACACUUAGACGUAUCUGAAUCUGCUCCAACUGGCGAGAGGUUUUCUCUAAGCAAUGCCGUGGAUCCAGAUACUGGGACGAAUUCGAUAAAGACUUAUUACCUGAGUGAAAGUGAGCAGUUUGAUAUUGAAAUACAGACAGGUAGAGAUGGUUCUAAAUUUACAGAUUUGAUUUUGAAAAAACCCUUAGACCGAGAAGAGCAGGCUGUCCAUAAUCUGAUACUCACUGCUGUUGAUGGUGGUGUCCCUCCUCGUUCAGGUACAGCAAGCAUCCUUGUGCGCGUUCUAGAUACCAAUGACAACGCCCCUCAGUUUGACAAAAAAAACUACACUAUAAAUCUGUCCGAAAACUCUCCUAUUGGCAGCCUUGUUGUAAAAUUAAACGCAACAGAUUUAGAUGAGGGCUCCAACUCGGAACUAGAGUACACUUUUAGCCUUUAUACAUCAGAAAAGACCCAGGAAACAUUUAGCCUAAACUCUAAUACAGGUGAAAUUAGAGUUAAAGAAAUGAUAAAUUACGAGGAUUUCAGGAUAUAUGAAAUGGAGAUAAUAGCCAAAGACAAGGGAGUUAAUUCCUUGUCAGGACAAUGUAAAGUUACCAUUCUGGUAACAGAUAUGAAUGACAAUCACCCUGAAAUUUCCAUAAAAUCAUUUCAUAGUCCAAUUAAGGAGAAUGCAGCCGUAGAUACAGUGAUUGCAGUAAUUAGUGUGAGUGAUAAAGAUUCAGGCGAAAAUGGCCAAGUCGAUAUUCAUAUUUCUGAUCAGUUACCAUUUGCAUUAAAAGAAUCUUCAGAUAACUACUACGAACUUGUGGUUGCAGAACCUUUGGACCGUGAAAAAGUUCCAGAAUAUGACAUCGCAAUUACCGUUACAGACAGAGGUUCUCCCCCAUUAUCUGACAAUGAAACGAUAACCUUAGAACUAUUAGACGUAAAUGACAACGUGCCUCGGUUCCCUCAGACCUUUUACACUAUACCUGUGAUGGAAAAUAACGCACCCGGGGCGUUGUUGAGUUCACUCACUGCUUUAGACCCAGACCUCCAUGAAAAUCAGUAUCUCGUUUAUUUCAUCAUAGAAAAGGACAUAGCUAACACCUCCAUGUCCAUGCUGUUUUCCAUUAAUCCAGAGAACGGUAACCUUUACGCACUGAAGACAUUUGACUAUGAAAUAGAAAAAGAAUUCCUUUUCCACAUCGAGGCAAGAGACUCAGGCGUUCCUGCACUGAGCAGUAACGUGACCGUUCACAUUAUCAUUAAGGACCAGAACGACAACACACCGCACAUAGUAUCUCCGUGGCGUGCGCACGGUUCCGUGGUCGAAGAAAAAAUACCCAGAUCAACUGACAAAGGAACUCUGAUAGCUAAAGUGAUAGCCAUUGACAAAGACUCAGUGCAGAACUCCCGGAUUACGUAUCAGUUUUUACAGAAUACCGACGCCACGUUAUUUAGUUUAGACCAAUACAAUGGUGAGAUCCGUACCAUGAGAAUGUUCAGUUAUAGAGAUGCGCGUCACCAGCGGUUGGUGGUGAUCGCCAAGGACAAUGGAGAGCCUGCGCUCUCUGCCACAGUCACAAUCAAACUGUCGACGGUGGAGACUGCCCUUAAAGCCUAUUCUGACAUGACGGAAAUACCGUUGGAGUAUGACAUCUUUUCAGAUUUGAACCUUUAUUUGGUGAUCGGACUGGGCUCAGUGUCUUUUCUUUUACUCAUCACCAUAUUGGUCACAGUUGUGCUGAAGUGUCAGAAACCAAAACCCAGCAAAGCGGCUCCUCCCUGUAGGAACAGUGUGAUCAGUGAGAGGAACUCUACCAUUGCGGAUUCUACCCUGGUCUCCAACGAUGCAUACUGGUACAGUUUGUUUCUAGCGGAGACAAGGAAGGGCAAGUUAGUAGUGAGACAGCCUGUGCCAAAGGGGACGAGAUAUAUUGUAUCUAGUAUUCCAAGGAGCACAGGAUUGACGGAGACGAGCGAUUCAGCUGCAUCAACAUUACAGGUAUGA
This is a messenger RNA of Chanos chanos (milkfish), 2376 nucleotides long. Its product is annotated as protocadherin alpha-C2-like. The coding region runs from base 76 to 2376 and encodes 766 amino acids. Lineage: Eukaryota; Metazoa; Chordata; Actinopteri; Gonorynchiformes; Chanidae. Gene Ontology annotation, cellular component: plasma membrane. Gene Ontology annotation, biological process: homophilic cell-cell adhesion. The record is from RefSeq and is a predicted model, not a curated record. Gene Ontology annotation, molecular function: calcium ion binding. The transcript has a single exon.